UUCUGCUAAUGCAGAUGUGAUUCCCUUCGCUGUCACUCUGUACACACUUGCUUAGAGGGAAAAGGAAAAAAAAACAUCAAUAAGGCUUGGGCUAUGCAGAAAUCUGAGGACUGAAGCCUCUGACUAUCAUUCAUAUGAGACUCCUAUUUCAUUUCUUCUAGGCCUCUGCUGCAGAGAUGGAGAAAAUCAGGGUACGAAAUUCCUGGGUACCCACCUGUCUGUGGCAACCUAAAAUUCUACAAGACAGUCACGCAAAAUCUUCUCCUAACCUCUGGGACAGCAGCUUGCAAGACCAGAAGGAAGAGCUGCAGAAGCGCCUGUCGUACACGACACAGAAGCUGGAGAUGCUGGAAAACGAGUUUGAUUCCACCAGGCAGUACCUGGAGACGGAGCUGAGGAGAGCCCAAGAGGAACUGGAGAAAGUGACGGAGAAGCUGAGGCGAAUCCAAACCAAUUACUUGUCGUUACAAAGAAUAAACCAAGAACUGGAGGAGAAGCUUCACAGAAUGGGACAACAUUACGAAGAGGAAAAGAGAGCGCUGGGCCACGAGGUGAUUGCGCUAAAUAACCAUUUAGUGGAGGCCAAGGUGACGAUUGAUAAACUGUCAGAAGAUAACGAGCUGUACAGGAAAGACUGUAACCUGGCGUCUCAGCUGUUGCAGUGCAGCAAAAGUUACUACAGAGCACACAAAUUAUCAGAGCUCCCAGCUGACUUUCAGGAAAGAGUAAGUGAACACUUGGAAAAACAUGGGUGUAAACUAACUGUGCCCCUGUCUAACACCUCAUAUGCUGACAGCAUUCCUACUUGUGUCAUUGCUAAGGUGCUGGAAAAACCUGAUCCCAAUAGCCUGUCUUCACAUCUCUCAAGUGCUUCUAUGAGGGACCUUAGCUAUGAGCACGAGCACGGUCCAGUUCAAGAGCCCGAGGAGAAAGUACGGCAGAGACAGCAGUUCAAGUCUGAAAUCUACUGCAGUGACACUGCUCUCUACUGCCCAGAAGAAAGAAGAAGAGAUCGGAGGCAGAGCUUUGAUGUGCACGUUAAAGACGAAGUCUACUUAAGAUCUCAGAACUCUACAGACAGCACCGUAGAAGAUGGAUUCCAUUCGAGCUUCUCCCAUGAAGCCUUCAAUGAAUAUGUAGCAUCCUUACCAACAUCCAGCUCAUAUUCGAGCUUCAGUGCUACUUCUGAAGAGAAGGAAAACAACCAGACCAACACGUUAACUGCCUCCCAGCAGGCUAUUUACAUGAGCAACAGAGAUGACCUAUUUGAAAGGAAGUCUACCACGGGUUACGAGCAUAAUGCUAGCCCAAGAUUUGUAAAAUCCAAGUCUGUCCAGCACAUGGAGCAUAGCCCAGAAAACACAGCAUCUCCCAACUUCACCAGAUCCUCUUCCUACGUAGAGGAACCUUUCAAUUUCUCCAGAAUGCGUACACAACAGACGCUAGGUGCUCACAAGUCACACAGUGAGUGUAGAAGCUCCCACCUUUCCGAAGAUGACUUGCCAACCAGGUGGAGGCAGCUAAGCGUGGAGGACAUUGGAGCCUACUCGUUCAGCAACGAUGGCCGAAUAUCACAGUGUAGUUUCACAGAACAGUAUUUUGCCCCAAGCCCAGGUAAACAGUUGGAAAGCAGGAUGAGCCCACUGUAUGCCAGUUAUAAACAGGACAGCUUCUCGGAAGGGGAAGAAGUUUGUCAAAGCAGAAUGGGAGACUCGUGUUUUCUCCGAACAGACUCUGGUUUGAAGAUUGACAUCAGCGCCAGCUGCAAACAAGAAAUGCUGUCUACCUUUAAGUCAAAAGAAGCAAGAGACCAAAAAAGUGAGAGAAUAUCCGUUCAGAAAGGGAAUAAGAACGUAGACACCAAUGCGGCAGCCAAGAGGGAAUACGUAGAUGUCAGUCCAAACAGCUCUGCGGAAUCUCUUAGCCAAAGCCCCGUGGAGACUUCAGAUGUACACCAGUCUUCCAUUGACCAAGGACAUGCAAUCUUUCAUGGCAAGCCCCAGCAAUUCCAAAGAACUGGAAGCAUUGGGUUAACGAGAAAAGAUAGUCUUACAAAAGCACAAUUAUAUGGGACACUGUUGAAUUAGCGAUCUUCCAAAUUGCAAUAAGUAAAGAAUACCGAGAGCAAAUCAGUGGAUUCUGGGAAAUGUCAUGGA
Bufo bufo (common toad) is the source of this 2156-nucleotide messenger RNA. RefSeq names its product brain enriched guanylate kinase associated (gene BEGAIN). NCBI's taxonomy places the organism in Eukaryota, Metazoa, Chordata, Amphibia, Anura, Bufonidae. Bases 177 to 2087 code for a protein of 636 amino acids. The transcript has 7 exons. Gene Ontology annotation, cellular component: synapse. The record is from RefSeq and is a predicted model, not a curated record.